AUGCGGACACCAGGAUCUUCGUCUUCGCCGGGAAACUGUCCCUUGGAGGACGACGGCGACGACUGCGGCGGCGGUAGUGACGCCUGUGUGAGGUUCACCGAUACAGACGGCGUCGAUACGAAGUUUCACUUGCCGGAUGUCGGGCGGGGCGCGUCUGGGGAGGGCGCCGAAGCAGAGGUCCCAACUCCCACCACAGAUCCUCUCUUUGCGCGGGUCCUUCAUUUGGCCGCCGUAACCGCAUCGAAGCGGAGCAGACCGACAGAAAUUCAGGCAAGGAUACCCUGCACGAUGUCUCUUCUCAAACCUCUUACCUGCGUGGACCAAGGUCGCUCGUUGAGGACUAUCUGUGGUAAGGGUGAUUCACCACUUGAUCCGGGCGAGUAUGGAUUGAGCGAUUCAUCUGCAAUAGCUUCUUCUUUUUUCACUUCCUCAGCGUCACCCUCCACGGAGACGCUGGAAAGUGCCACACACGUUUCCACGACGCUUGUCCCGCCGAUUGUACAGGUACCGAAAACGCCCAGCUAUCUGCAGCUGCAUCACUCUCCAGCAGUGGCGAACUGCCCUUGCAAAACAUUUCGAGCGUCUUUUUCUGCAAAUGAGGAAGAAAGAUGUAACAUUAGCGAUGAGGCGUGUUUUCAUGACACCAAGGAAAUUGAACUGCUGUUACCUACUGGCACUGCCAUUGUGGAAAAAACAGCUUCUACUUUCAUUUCGGACGACCCCCUGUCAGCUUAA
Messenger RNA from Trypanosoma conorhini, 735 nucleotides. RefSeq lists its product as uncharacterized. The transcript has a single exon. The coding region runs from base 1 to 735 and encodes 244 amino acids. NCBI's taxonomy places the organism in Eukaryota, Euglenozoa, Kinetoplastea, Trypanosomatida, Trypanosomatidae. The record is from RefSeq and is a predicted model, not a curated record.